Morus notabilis is the source of this 1208-nucleotide messenger RNA. RefSeq names its product FAD synthetase 2, chloroplastic. Gene Ontology annotation, biological process: riboflavin biosynthetic process; C-terminal protein methylation. The record is from RefSeq and is a predicted model, not a curated record. Bases 84 to 1208 code for a protein of 374 amino acids. Lineage: Eukaryota; Viridiplantae; Streptophyta; Magnoliopsida; Rosales; Moraceae. The transcript has 5 exons. Gene Ontology annotation, molecular function: FMN adenylyltransferase activity; protein C-terminal S-isoprenylcysteine carboxyl O-methyltransferase activity. Gene Ontology annotation, cellular component: endoplasmic reticulum.
ACGUAUAGAUUAAAAACUCAAAAAAGUAUUGUUGAAUUUAGCGGAAAAGCAGAGGCGUUGGAGUUUCGAGUUUGUGGCGCUGCAUGCAAAUGUUGGCCGGCGGCGGCGUUGGCGGCGUCUGCGGCUCUCGUAUCUCGCUCCGCCUCCGGGAGUGCGACCGCCGCCGCCAUAGCUUAGGGUUUUACUCCUCCACCAUCGCCCGCCUUUCCUCCUGUUCUUGGCCUCUCAAUUUCAUCCCGUGCUCCAAUCGACUUAACCCCCGAACUCUGUCUUCCUCAUCUUCUGAUUCCGUCGCCUAUUCUGAUUCUCCCAUUCUCUCCACCUGCUGCUUCAGCCAAGAGGAAGAUGAUCGUGAUGUUCCCUCCGAAGGAUUGUCCUCGGUUGCAGGCGGAGUUGUUGCACUGGGAAAGUUUGAUGCUCUUCAUAUUGGCCACCGAGAGCUUGCAAUUCAAGCUUCAAAAGUUGGUCCUCCAUUUCUCUUGUCGUUUGUUGGAAUGGCAGAAGUAUUGGGUUGGGAACCCAGGCCUCCAAUAGUUGCCAAAUCUGACAGGAAGCGAGUUCUUUCCUCUUGGGCGCCUUACUGUGGCAACAUGGCCCCUGCCGAGUUUCAGAUUGAAUUUUCAAUUGUUCGACAUCUCUCCCCUCGAGAGUUUGUCAUCAAGUUAUCCAAAGAUCUUGGAGUGCGGGGAGUUGUGGCAGGUGAAAACUACCGAUUUGGAUAUAAAGCUGCUGGUGAUGCAACUGAGCUAGUGAGGUUAUGUAAAGAAUAUGGCAUAGGGGCUUACAUAAUAAAUUCAGUUAUGGACAGGAAUAAGUUGUCCAUGGACAUAUACUCAAGCAAUUCAAAAGAUAGAGGACAAGUCUCAUCUACUCGUGUCCGGCGUGCCCUUGCCGUAGGAGACAUGAAAUAUGUGUCGGAGCUUUUGGGUCGCUGCCAUCGUCUUAUAUUGAAAGCAAAGAAUGAGGAGGUAUUUACUUGGGACAAUCAUAAACUAUCAGCUCCAAAGUCCUGUUUGUUAAAUCUAGCACCAAAGGAGGGUCUAUAUGAGAAGUGUUAUAUAUUUGUUGGUGAGGAACUGAUACAAUGUAGAGUAGUGAUUGAUACAGGUUAUAUCCAUAUAGAACUGGAUGAUGUGAGUGCAUCCAGUAAUUUUGGUACUCAAGACUUGAAGCUGUUACGCAUUGAAUUUGGUUAUUCACUAUCUUGA